This is a messenger RNA of Mucor mucedo, 1448 nucleotides long. RefSeq names its product Snf7-domain-containing protein. Gene Ontology annotation, cellular component: multivesicular body; ESCRT III complex. Gene Ontology annotation, biological process: late endosome to vacuole transport via multivesicular body sorting pathway; vesicle budding from membrane. Lineage: Eukaryota; Fungi; Mucoromycota; Mucoromycetes; Mucorales; Mucoraceae. The record is from RefSeq and is a predicted model, not a curated record. The transcript is spliced from 4 exons. The coding region runs from base 11 to 1363 and encodes 450 amino acids.
CCCUCUUCCAAUGGCCACAAAAAAACAUUCGAAAUUGAAAGACUUUCUGUCUGCAAGUUUCACUGAAUUCAAUGAGCAAAAUUCAGAACGUUUAAAAGCUUUAUAUUCUGAUUUUUCAAAACUUUCCCUUUUAAACAAAUAUGCGUAUGACACUAAUGUCAGUUACUGGCGCAGAGUUAUUUUAGACAGUAAUCAACAAGGUUGUUUGGGCUCCAGAGAAUUCGCAACGGUUAUUGAAAAAGACACACUACCUGAAAAGUUUCAAAGGCCCGUCAUUGGUAGACCUUUGGCGUUAGAUUGUGUCCUUGACACCAUGGAAAGACAGGAAGAGUUGAUUACUCUGGAGAACUUCAACACACGGUUCUCCCCACCAGCUACAUGGUUGGGAUGGAUGGUCGACGCAGUUGUAAAGAACGCUUGGCAAUUCCGCUGGCGAAAUACUGUACAACAUGAAACUAGAUACGUCGUCUUACCCACAGUGAAGGCAUUAUCCCAAGCUGUACUUCGACAUCAUUAUGAAACUCCCUCAGCAGAUCCAAUCUUGACACUCACACAAUUCAAAUCCAAUUAUAGUCGUGAUUUCUUUAAUGAUAUGGAAUUGACAGAUGAUGAUGUUAUGUUGUUAUUGAGAUAUUUACAUUCCCAGCAUGGUGUUGCUUUGGCGAACAAUGUGCAGGGUUACGGGACAACGUAUAUGGUCAUUAAAUUUCCUUCAAGGGAAGGCGAAGUAGCUACCAUGACACAACACGAUAAAUCCAUUGUUAGUAUUCGUACCACAUGUCAGGCACUAUCAGUCCAAGUCGAUGAAUUACAGCGUAAAUCAGAAGAAUUGCAUAAAGAGUCAUUAGAGGAGAAGCGUUUGGGGCACACAGCCAAGGCUUUAUAUUGCUUAAAGAGAAAAAAGAACUUGCAGCAAAUUCUCGAGCGCAGGUUACAAUCGUUGGAGACGAUGGAUAAUAUUCUAUUAAAGAUUCAAACAUCAAAGGACGAUCUUCAAGUUGUACAAGCAUUUAAUAUGGGUGCGGAUACACUGAGAGAUGUACUAGGAUCAGACGGUUUGACACUUGAGUCAGUAGACGAGGCUAUGCAGAAUAUACAAUCAGCAUUUGAAGAUCAAAAGGAAAUUGAAGAAGCUAUGAAAAUGGGUGAUAUAUCAGAAUAUGCAGAUGAAGAUUUAGAGGAUGAAUUGUCACAAUUGAUUCGUGAAUCUCCUUCUCCUGCAUCCAUACCCUUACCUGUAUCUCCUCCACCCGUACCUGAUACGAACGUAAAUUCUGAGUUAUCAAGAUUAAAUCAAAUGUUCUCUUCUGUUAAAAAUGUACCUCGUCAAGGUCCAUCAAAGAAAGAAAAAGAAUAUGCUUAAUUUCCCCCAUCCAAUGAAAAUUAUCCCUUGAGCGAAAAAAUAAAAAAAAGAAGUCUUACUUUUUUUUUUUUUUUCUGUAAUUCUU